GAGAUACUCCGAGGUCUUGUUGCUUGACUGGAAGCCUGAGACGGAACCGAAUUCGGUGCACAAUGGAGAACGAAAUCGUCAAGACGGAUCUUCUCAUCGUCGGAGCUGGCCCUGCCGGUGCAGCUUUGGCCUGUUUCCUCGCUUCUCAUGGGUUGUCGGGAAUCAUGAUCUCGGCUGCGCCGGGGACUGCCGAGACACCCCGAGCACACAUCACCAACAUGGCCGCUUUGGAGUGCCUCAGGGACAUUGGCCUGGACAAGCAGUGCAUCGAGGCCGGCGCCAGCGGAGACCACAUGAUACAUACGAGAUGGUGUCAUUCCAUGGCCGGCGAAGAGUACGCCCGUGUCUACUCCUUUGGCAAUGAUCCGAAGCGGAAGGCCGAUUACGAUGCCGCUAGCCCGUGCGACCACAUCGACCUCCCGCAAACUGCACUCGAGCCGAUCCUAGUCCGAAGAGCCGUAGCCAAGGGAUGGACUCUCCGCUUCAACACGACCUUUUUGACCUUCACCCGCCCCUCGGACACCCCAGACGUCAUCAUCAGCACGAUCCGGGAUGACCUAUCGAACAAAACUUACAAGAUCCAAUCUCGCUUCCUUUUCGGUUGCGAUGGCGCACGCAGCCAGGUCAUCCGCGAGCUCGGCAUCCCUCUCAUUAGGAAACCGAGCCAGGGGCUGGCGCUCAACGUACUGGUCAAGGCCGAUUUGUCACACCUGAUGAAGAGCCGCGCGGGGAACCUACACUGGGUGUUCCAACCCGAUCGGGAGCUCCCAGUGUGGGCGUGGUUGUGCGUGCUGCGAAUGGUGAAGCCAUGGGAUGAGUGGAUGUUCGUUUUCAUGCCGCGCCCCGGCGCCGAUCUCAACGGCGACGACAUGAUUGCCUCACAUGAAGAGUACGUCUCCAGGGUAAAGGAUGUGAUUGGCGACCACUCGGUCGAUGUCGAGGUCCUCCAUGUCGGCAAGUGGCAGAUCAACGAGGUUGUGGCCGAGUACUAUUCGGACGGGAACAUCUUCUGCUUGGGCGACGCCGUGCAUCGCCACCCCCCCUUCAACGGCCUAGGCUCCAACACGUGCAUUCAAGACGCCUUCAACCUGGCGUGGAAAAUAUCGUACGUCAUGUCUGGGCGCGCCGGGCCUCAACUCCUUGAUAGUUACAGCGCCGAGCGCCAGCCGGUCGGUUUCGACAUCAUCACACGCGCUAACCAAGGGCUGCGUGAUCAUCUGCCAUGGAUGGAUGCCAUGGGGAUAACGGAAAGCGACGUGGAGAAGCGUAAAGCCCUGCUCGCCGAGCUUGAAGACAAGGGCGCGGCCGGUCGAAAAAGGAGGCAGGACUUCCGCCAUGGCAUCGAGAAGACGCGGACCGAGUUUCACGGUCUGGGCAUCGAAAUGAACCAGCAGUACCGCUCCGGCGCCGUCUACCUCGAUGACGAGCCAGAGGCCCCGCUGCUCCCCCACGAAGUCGUGCUUGAGCACCUCAUCAGCACGUAUCCGGGUAUGAGGCUGCCCCAUGCAUGGCUCAAUACCCGUGUGCCCGGGAAACAGCUUUCUACCAUCGACCUCGCGGGCCAUGGGGGGUACUGCCUCAUUACGGGCCCCGGGGGGGCGGCGUGGAAGGAGGCCGCGGACCAGGUUGCGAAAGCGGUCAAUGUCGCGAUCAAGAGCUAUUCCAUUGGAUGGAAAGAAGAUUACGAGGACGUAUAUUUUGACUGGGAGAAGCGCAGGGAAGUCGAAGAGGAUGGAUGCGUGCUCAUUCGGCCUGACCGGUUUGUUGCUUGGCGGUCGAAGUCGAUGAGCGAGGAUCCCAGGGGCAAGUUGGAAACGGUUAUGAGGAAAGUUCUAUCUCUUUGAUGAUUACGGGUUAGACCGGUAGGGAGUUACACUGCAAUCUUGGUUUAUAGUAUAGGUAUUGAGUUUCUCGAGCCGCCUAAUUGUAGUUCAACACAUGGGAAGACGUUCAAGC
Chaetomium fimeti is the source of this 1956-nucleotide messenger RNA. Its product is annotated as FAD binding domain-containing protein. The coding region runs from base 63 to 1844 and encodes 593 amino acids. The record is from RefSeq and is a predicted model, not a curated record. NCBI's taxonomy places the organism in Eukaryota, Fungi, Ascomycota, Sordariomycetes, Sordariales, Chaetomiaceae. The transcript is spliced from 3 exons. Gene Ontology annotation, molecular function: FAD binding; oxidoreductase activity.